AUGCCCCUAACACUCCUCUCCUUCCACCACUUCUACUCCCCCAUCAAGCUCUCCACCCUACACACACUAGCCCACACGCACCCCACCCUCUACAGCGGCCUCUACCUGCAAGGCCGUCCAGGCGCACUCCUCAUCUCCUCGCCCUCCGUCGCAGCGCUGCAGGCCUACGUCAAGGCCGUAAAACGCAUGCGCUGGCAGCGCGUGCACAACCUCGGCACGAGCGAGCGCGAAGACCAUCUGCUGCGGCUGCCGGCGGGGGCGCUGGUCAGCGUGGAGGAGAUGCGCGGGCUGGUGAGGGCCGCGGGGGAGUAUGGGGGUGCGGGGGUGGAGGAGUGGGUGAGGGGUGCGGUGAGGAGGGGGUUUGGGGGUGGGCCGAGGUGA
Molecule: messenger RNA, 381 nt
Organism: Morchella importuna
Lineage: Eukaryota; Fungi; Ascomycota; Pezizomycetes; Pezizales; Morchellaceae
Exons: 1
Coding region: 1-381 (126 amino acids)
Source: RefSeq, a predicted model, not a curated record